Messenger RNA from Paraglomus brasilianum, 2355 nucleotides. Lineage: Eukaryota; Fungi; Glomeromycota; Glomeromycetes; Paraglomerales; Paraglomeraceae. The record is from the annotation of a GenBank genome assembly.
AUGAUAGACAUUUUGAUAUACGUCGGUUUGAGAUUUUUACAAGGGAAUGUCGGGUUACUUAGUAAUAUACAGACAUAUCUGUGGAUUGAUAUUGCGCAGUUUACUACCCGUAAAGUUUCCGUAGACAUGUUUGACCAUCUCUUAGAGCUUUCGCUUAGAUUCCAUAUUAAUCGUAAGACCGGCGAAAUUCUUCGUGCACAAAAGCGCGGUGUAAUGUCGAUCGUGGCCAUUCUAUCUUCAGUUCUUUUCCAAGUCGUUCCAACUUUGGUUGAUAUUGGAAUCGCUGUUGCCUAUUUCACGGUUGCCUUUGAUAAAUUAUUCGGCAUAAUUGUAUUUGUUACCAUGUCUCUAUACAUAGCUGCUACCAUAAUUCUGACUGACUGGAGGACAGGGUAUCGAAGAAAGGCAAAUGUAUUAGAAAAUCUUAUGGAAGCCAAGGCUGUCGACACGCUCUUAAAUUAUGAAACCGUUAAGUAUUAUGCCGCGGAAGACUUUGAGAGCAAGGAAUAUCAAAAAGCAGUCGACGACUACCAGGAUGCAGACAAGAUAUCCAAUGCAACCAUAUAUAUCCUCACUCUGGUGCAAAACGUCAUUAUCCAAGCUGGUCUUCUUGUGGGUGGCCUGCUUUGUGCUUAUCAAGUUACUCAAGGACAGAAAACCGUCGGUGACUUUGUAUUGUAUCUUGCAUACAUUCUCCAACUAUACCAACCCUUGAACGAUUUUGGCUCCUACUACAAAUCGAUUCAAAAAAAUCUCGUGGAUAUGGAAAAGAUGUUGGAUUUAAUGCAUGAACCGGUGGAAGUUAAGGACCCGAUUAAACCUACGCCGUUGAAUGUGGAGAAGGGAGAAAUAGAGUUCCGAAAUGUUACUUUUGCAUAUGAUGAGAGAAACCCGAUCUUGAAAAAUGUGUCGUUUAGAGUACCAAGCGGACAAACCGUUGCUAUCGUUGGACCAUCAGGAGGAGGCAAGUCAACUCUCUUGCGUCUACUAUUACGCUUUUAUGAUAUCCAAGAGGGUUGUAUCCUGAUAGAUGGAAUUGAUGUGAAAGAGGUUAAACAACAAGAGCUGAGAGGUCAAAUUGGAGUUGUACCUCAGGAUACUGUUUUGUUCAACAAUACUAUUAAAUAUAAUAUAAGAUAUAGUAGGAUCGAUGGAACUGACGAAGAAGUGGCGGCUGCUGCUGUUGCUGCUAAAAUUCACGAAAAGAUUCUUGGAUUCCCUGAUGGUUACGAUACUAAAGUAGGGGAGAGAGGGUUAAGACUGAGCGGAGGAGAGAAGCAGCGUGUGGCGAUCGCUAGGACAGUGUUAAAGAAUCCUCAAAUUGUGUUACUCGACGAAGCGACAUCGGCACUCGAUACCAGUACAGAAAGACACAUACAGAAGUCACUACAGCAGAUGACUGUCAAUAGAACUACACUAAUAAUCGCACAUCGACUCUCGACAAUCGUACAUGCUGAUCAGAUUCUUGUGGUGAAGGCCGGAGAGAUAGUAGAGCGAGGAUCGCAUGACGAACUUAUGCAAAGAGAAAAUGGUGUCUAUUUCAAACUGUGGAAUAAACAACUCAAAGAACGACUGAAAGUCAAGUCAAAGAUUAAGCGUCUCGGUCGCGCAACCAGCGUACGUAGUAGGAAGAAUAGUCGUCGCUAUAAGGCUCCAGCUCCUGAGACAAUCGCUAUAAGAGUAGAAGAAGAUGUGACGCCUCAACCGAUGCCACCUUUACCUGUUAGUGGUCCAGUGAAUGAAUCAAUAGUAGCGAGAUAUCGGACGCCUCGAACGAUGACACCUAUGGCAAUGCCAACGAGUAGUUCAGUAGUAAGGGAACCAACACCACAAACAGUGCCAUCUAUACAUGGUGAUGCAGUGAACGAAUCAGCAGAUUCUCAAGAGAUGAUAUAUAUACAUAGAUCAGUAGGAUGGGAAGAUAUGAGGCCUCAAACAAUGACAUCUGGCGAUGAAGUGAAUAGAUCAGUAUCAGGGAGGAAUAUGAGACCUCACUCAAUGGCAUAUAAUAUACAUAACAAUGAAGCGAAUGAAUCAGUAGUGAGGGGGAAUGUGAGGCCUUACACAAUGACAUAUAUACAUGACGAUGAAGCGAAUGAAUCAGUAGUAAGGGGGAAUGUGAGGCCUUACACAAUGACAUAUAUACAUGACGAUGAAGCGAAUGAAUCAGUAGUAAGGGGGAAUGUGAGGCCUCAAAGGGCGACAUCUGGUGAUGGAGUGAAUGAAUCAGUAGUAAGGGGGAAUGUGAGGCCUCAAAGAACGACGUCUGGUGAUGGAGUGAAUGAAUCAAAUUUAGACGAAGAAGCACCUUCGAGGAAUUCACGCAGAUAUAAUCCUUUGGAUUUCUUACGAUGA